Lepus europaeus (European hare) is the source of this 2064-nucleotide messenger RNA. Its product is annotated as MLV-related proviral Env polyprotein-like. The transcript is spliced from 5 exons. The record is from RefSeq and is a predicted model, not a curated record. Lineage: Eukaryota; Metazoa; Chordata; Mammalia; Lagomorpha; Leporidae.
AUGCGGACUAACCUGGCAUACCGACGGGAACAGCUUCCUGCAAGACAGCGAGAGAAAAGCCGGGGCAGCGGUGGUGGACGGCCGAACAAGGUCAAUAGUCUGGGUUUCUGCCCCCCUGGAACCUCCGCUCAGUGGGCAGAGCUGAUCGCUCUGACCCAAGCACUCCGCGCAGCCAAGGAAAAUCGGACUCGCUUCUGUGCCUUGCAGCUGAUUCACAAGCACAUAGGAAAGCAGCUGGUGGCCGCCACAUAUCGGUCCAGGGGUUUCGUGCUCCCACACUCGUUCCAGGCUGGGGACACCGUCUACGUUCGCAGGCACCAAACCACGACUCUUGAGCCGCGCUGGACCACCCCAGCAGCGGUAAAAGUCGACGGAUUCGCCGCCUGGGUUCAUGCGUUCUAUGUAAAGCGAGCCCUACUGAAGGAGGACAAAACUCAGAACGAUUGCCCCGCUGACCGAACAUCUAUAGGCCCCAACCUAGUGUUGGCGGGGUUGGCGAAUCAGAGGCCGAGGCCUGUGUUGGCAAAUCAAAGGCCUGUGUCUAGGGUUACAACCCCAAGAUCCCAGGGCCAACCCUCGACCUCUCCACCUUCCCUGACGACAGGGGCAGCUGUGAGUCCUAACUCGUCUCCUGCUGUACGGCUGGGCACAGGGGACCGCCUCUUAGGCCUAAUACAUGGGGCCUUCCAAGCACUAAAUGACUCUGACCCCGAUAGGACCCGGAAUUGCUGGCUGUGCCUUGCCUCACCUCCCCCUUAUUAUGAGGGAGUAGCUGUCGUUGGGAAUUGGACCAACCAUACUAUUGUCCCUCCCCAGUGCUCCAAUCUGCCAUCCCACCGACUAACUCUUACAAAAGUAUCAGGACAGGGACUUUGCGUAGGCUCCAUUCCCCCUCAAUAUCAGGGCCUCUGUAAUAAAACUAUAACUCUCAAACCAGGCACCUAUUAUUUAACAGGACCAAAUGGGACAUUUUGGGCAUGCAAUACAGGCCUAACCACCUGCUUGACAGAACAAGCUCAUAAUUGAACUCAUGAAUGGUGCGUCAUGGUUGAGGUAUGGCCUCGGGUCACACUACAUAACCCUGAGGAAGUCUACCAACAAUAUGAGGGAAAUCUCCGGCUCCCAAGGGAAUCCCUAACCAUAACGCUAGCCCUCAUAUUGGAAAAACUUACAGUUGGGGGCAUCGGAGCAGGCAUAGGUACCGGAGCCACUGCUCUGUCAAAGACAAAUCAGUUUUACCUGUUACAGCAAGCUAUGCAUUCAGAUUUACAAGCUUUAAAAAAAUCUGUCAGUGCCUUGGAAAAGUCCUUAACUUCACUUUCCGAGGUGGUAUUACAAAAUAAAAGGGGGCUGAACCUGGUAUUUUUAAAGAAAGGGGGACUCUGUGCAGCCCUAAAGGAAAAGUGUUGUUUCUAUGCGGAUCACACUGGAGUGGUCAAAAAUAGCAUGGCAAAAUUAAGGGAAAGACUAAAACAACGACAGAGCCAUUUUGAGGCAGGACAGUCAUGGUUUCAGAGCUGGUUUAACUCAUCCCCUUGGUUAACAUCCUUAAUCUCCGCCAUCACAGGACCCUUAAUAAUAUUACUUUUAAUUUUAACCUUUGGACCCUGCAUAAUAAAUAGGCUUCUUCAGUUUAUUAAAAGUAAAUUGUCUAUCACCCACGCCUUGGUCCUGACCCAGCAGUACCAAAGUUUAAGCGGGCUCCCGUCAGUUGACAUCUUUGUGUGGGAAGACCCAGCGCAAAAUUCGCUGGUUGCCCCUGCCUCGGCCCUUUACCCAUUAAAGGAGUUAGACUCCCUCAAGGCAAAGAAACCCUCGGUCCUCCCGGGCGGGCAGGAGGAUCUUUUGCUUUUUGACACCCCACCGCGUUACGCACCCCUCCCGAGAGAGCCUACGGCACCUUCCCCGGAUUCUACGCAGGGAGAAGGGGAGGAGGACCCUCCGGCUCGUUCAACCCCCAUGAGUGCCAGACUGCGCUUGCGUCGGGGAGGGGGGAACCGGAUUGGGAUUUUAGUACGGCAGUCGGUAGGGAACGACUUCGUCUCUAUCGCCAGAUUCUCCUGA